AUGGACACAAUAAUUCACAAAGCAAGGGCAUUCCUUCAAAGCUCUCAGGAAGCAAAGGCCUUGGAUUUGCUCACGCCGCAAAUACAGCAGCAUCCAGAAAACGUACUGCUCUUGCAAGUUUUUGGCGAGGCCUUGCUUGAGGCUAACGAUGUUGAGACCGCGUAUACUGUCUUGACGAAAGCCACCCAAUUGGAUCCGGAAGCAAAGCUAGGUGUCGAAAAGUUCUUGUACUUGGGGCAAAUCAUUGGAGGCCAGGAUGGCUGUUCGUUAUUAAAUAUUGCCAUCCAGAGAUUGCAAGAUCAAUUGCAAAGUGUCCACGACAACCGGGGCGGAGACGACCCAGUCUUGCAAGAAUUGUCAAAAUUAUAUCCCACAUCGGAAGUCUUGGCGUUUUACCUAAUAAAGAAAUUGAACCAGGCGAUAUUUGCAGAGAUUGAGAUCUGGAUGACCGAUUUGUGUAUGGAACCAGAGGCAGAGGGUGAGUGUGACAAGUUGAUAUCCCAUUCCUUGGCACUUGAUGACUCAAACCCCGAAGCAUACUCUCUCUUAGCUCUGAUUCGUAUUUCUCAGCAGAGACAGGCUGAUGCCGAAGAGGCUUUGAGCAAGGCCUGGCAAUUAUUCUCCCAGAAAAAACAAGACUUGGAGGUUCAGCAAAAUCAAGAGGGUGAGGAAUCCUCAUUUGAGUACAUUGAACUAGUGCAGCCCUUGCUCGGGCUCGCCCGUUUUGCCAUUGAAUUGGGGAUUUACGACCUUGUACCCGAGAUCUCUUCGGCUGUGGCGGAAAUCAACGACAACGCUUUGGACAGCUUUUACUACGAGGCUUUGGCACACAGCUUAAAGGCAAAGCAACUCUACGCCCAAGCCACAUCUUCUACUGAGGAUUACAGAGAAUUCCAGGACGCGGUUAUCAUUGCCAGUGACAAUGAGGCUAUUCAGGCCAUUGUCAAUGAUGCAAAGGCAGCUCUCACUCAAGGAUACCGUGUAAUCAAUAGUGCCGAUUUGGAGGCAUCGGACCCUGAGGUUGUUGAACAGGUGAACGCAAUGCUUGCAGAAUUUGGCGGGCCUGUGAUGGCCGACUUGAUGCCUUCACGCAGAACUGCCGAUGACGAUGAGGAAGAAGGUUGGGAGGAUCAGAUUCUCGAUGACGAGAACUGA
Metschnikowia bicuspidata var. bicuspidata NRRL YB-4993 is the source of this 1155-nucleotide messenger RNA. RefSeq lists its product as uncharacterized. NCBI's taxonomy places the organism in Eukaryota, Fungi, Ascomycota, Pichiomycetes, Serinales, Metschnikowiaceae. The transcript has a single exon. Bases 1 to 1155 code for a protein of 384 amino acids. The record is from RefSeq and is a predicted model, not a curated record. Gene Ontology annotation, molecular function: protein binding.